This is a messenger RNA of Panicum hallii, 2132 nucleotides long. RefSeq names its product transcription factor bHLH110-like. Gene Ontology annotation, molecular function: RNA polymerase II cis-regulatory region sequence-specific DNA binding; protein dimerization activity; DNA-binding transcription factor activity, RNA polymerase II-specific. Gene Ontology annotation, cellular component: nucleus. The transcript is spliced from 9 exons. Lineage: Eukaryota; Viridiplantae; Streptophyta; Magnoliopsida; Poales; Poaceae. Bases 338 to 1780 code for a protein of 480 amino acids. The record is from RefSeq and is a predicted model, not a curated record. Gene Ontology annotation, biological process: regulation of transcription by RNA polymerase II.
CACCCGCUGGCUCAGAGUCAGAAAUUCAGCAGUCCAACGCGUCUUCCAGUCUCCGCCCCCGGCAAGCAAGACCGCAAAAGCCACUCCUUUUUCUCCUCCGCCCAAACCGCCGCCUCCCCUCCUCUCCUCCCCUCCUCCUCACCCGAGUCACCUCCGCUCUCUCAUCCUCCUCCAGCAGUCCCCGCAGCGGCAGCUUCACUGCGGCGCUCAUCGCAAUCGCAAUCCCCUUCUCCCUGGCAUCACCAGCUUGUCAGCUGUGGAUAAUUUUAAGUCUCUAGAAGCCAUUUUCUAAAGAACAUUCUGGGAAGAGGUUGCGACUGCAUUUCUGUUGAUUAACAUGGACUACUCUUCUGGUUCCUACUUCUCACCAUGGCCUGUCAAUUCUGCCUCUGAGAGCUACAGUUUGGCUGAUGGUUCAGUGGAAUCAUUUGGAGAAGGAAGCAUGCCACCUUCAAGCUAUUUCAUGACAGCUAGAUCAGAUCACAGUUUAAAAUUCAGUGGGCAUGAACAGGACUCCGCUAUGCUUACAAACGAGCGAUUGACCUAUGUUGGUACUGGACAAGCUGAUCUGUUACCUGGUGAGAUUCUAUCUAGGGAUAAGAUUCCUGAAAAUCUUCUGGAGCUUCAACAACUGCAGAACAAUGGCAAUCUGCAGAGUAAUUUAGUGAACCCACGGGUGCUUCAGCGCACUUCAACACCAGGAGGAUUUCAUCAGCAACUGAAUACAUCUUGCCUUUCAGAAAUGCCUCAUGCCUUAUCCAGUUCAAUUGAUAGUAACAGCAGUGAAGUUUCCGCAUUUCUCGCUGAUGUCAAUGCUGUGUCUUCAGCCUCGACCUUAUGUCCCACAUUCCAAAAUCAUCCUUCAUUCAUGGAACCAGUGAAUAUAGAAGCUUUCAGUUUCCAAGGGGCACAAAGUGAUGCUAUUUUGAACAAAACAAGCCAUCCAAACAGGAACAUCUCAGUAUUUGACAAUGCUGCCUUGGCAUCACUACAUGAUAGCAAAGAGUUUAUCAGUAGUAGGCUUCCCUCGUUUUCUAGUGUCCAGGAAACAAACCUAGCUGCCAUUGGUUUCAAGACUCAAAAGCAGGAGCAAAAUCCAAUGUGUAAUGUGCCUAUCCCUGCUUUCACUGCUCAUAACCAGAUGGCAGUCACCACAACACAAGGAGCUCAGAUUCCUCAACAGAUGCCUUCAUUGGUCAAUGAAAAUAAAAGUGAACGUCCUGUUAGCCAUCCUUCUGAUGUACAAAACCAAGCAAAUUCAGCUGGAAAUGGCGUCGGCAUGAAGCCACGAGUAAGGGCUCGUCGUGGACAGGCAACUGAUCCUCAUAGUAUUGCUGAACGGCUUCGCAGAGAAAAAAUUUCAGAUAGGAUGAAAAAUCUGCAGGACCUUGUCCCUAAUUCCAAUAAGGCAGACAAGGCAUCCAUGCUGGAUGAAAUAAUUGAUUAUGUGAAAUUUCUUCAGCUUCAGGUCAAGGUCUUGAGCAUGAGUAGGCUAGGAGCUCCCGGAGCAGUUCUUCCCCUUCUCACAGAAUCCCAAACUGAGGGUUGCCACGGUCAACCUCUGUCAGCUCCAACCGAUGCACAAGGACUGCUGGACGCACAAGACUCAGAAGAUGCCUUAGCCUUUGAGGAAGAGGUGGUCAAGCUGAUGGAAACAAGCAUCACCAGCGCAAUGCAGUACCUUCAGAAUAAGGGGCUCUGCCUGAUGCCAGUUGCUCUCGCUUCCGCCAUAUCCACCCAGAAAGGCGUGGCCGCCGCUGCGAUCCCUCCUGAACGGUGAAGUGAAGACACAUGCUCCUCCCAUCAGCAUGAGGAAAGAACUGCAGGAGGCAGAACCUGACUGCUGAAGACGCAGUAUACCCCGUGGAGUACAAAGAUAGGAAGUUAGUCUGACCAAAUUCCAGAUCAUGGCCUAAUCUACUAAUCUGCUUCUCGGAACCUGUUGCACAUCAAUUGAUGUGUAUUUUUUUCCUCUUUUCUGCUUUUCCUUUUUUUUUCCUGGAUUGCAUCAGGGACUCAGGGUGCUCAGGACAGGGUGUAGUUGCGGUUUGAAAAGUUUGUAUCUGGAUCUCUAUCAGGGUCUCUCUUUUGUGCAUACAAAAUGUGAUGUCUACCGGUUCAGUUUUUCUAUA